This is a messenger RNA of Megalops cyprinoides (Indo-Pacific tarpon), 407 nucleotides long. Its product is annotated as barrier-to-autointegration factor-like protein. The record is from RefSeq and is a predicted model, not a curated record. Lineage: Eukaryota; Metazoa; Chordata; Actinopteri; Elopiformes; Megalopidae. The coding region runs from base 135 to 407 and encodes 90 amino acids. The transcript has 4 exons. Gene Ontology annotation, molecular function: DNA binding.
CAUGCAUUCGGAAGUUGCCCUUUCCGCUUGAACAAAACAGGUGCUUCAAGAUUAUAUGGAAACAAAACUUUCUUUUCAACUGGGAACAACGCUGAGCUUGCUUGCACCCGGAGUCAAUACUCAACUUUUAAAGGAUGUCGAACACUUCACAGAAACACAGAGACUUCGUAGCUGAGCCUAUGGGUGAUAAACCCGUUACCGCUCUGUCGGGGAUUGGCGAGGUUUUGGGGAAGAAGCUCGAGGAGGAGGGAUUUGAUAAAGCGUACACUGUCCUGGGCCAGUUCCUCUUGCUGAGGAAGGAUGUUGAAAUGUUCAGCGAGUGGCUGAAAGAUACAAGUGGGGCAAACUCAAAGCAAGCUGCCUCAUGCUCCCAGUGUCUAAAAGAAUGGUGUGAUGCCUUUCUGUGA